AUGGCUUCAUCCAACGAGGGCGCCGAGCUGAGACUCGUGUCGUCAAUACGAUAUAAGCUCGCAAACGUCUCUGGAGAUGAGAAGAAGCUGAGCGAUGCUCUUCAAUCCCAACUGGCUCCCCUCCUCGAACGGGCUGGUAGCCAGCAUAAGGCUGUGCGAGAUUCGGCAUUCCAGGCAUUCAUCAGUGUCAGCAAUUUCGUCAAGCCGGUUGGCGUGGUCUUGCCUGUCGCUGCUCUCCUAGAGCAGUACAAGCGCACAAGCUCGCCCAUUGUGAAGCAGCUCGAUUUGAAUCUUAUAAAACAAGGUGUUCUCCGACUCGACCAAGCAAGGCGUCGCGAAUUGCUGCCAGUGGUGCUCCGGGGUAUCUCGAAGGAAACCAGCCCUGCCAGUGCUGCAGGUUUUUUCAACAUCUUCCUACGUUUGCUGCUGGAAAUCAAAAUCCCAGGACGAGGUAGUACAGAAGAUCUUGCCCUCCCAGAAGCUAUUGGACUGCCAGACCCUUCCGAUGCCAAGUAUGUGUCAAGCUGGCUUGGUAAGUUGUUUCUGCUACGACAGGACUUGGCCCUAGCUACUGAAGACGAACUGGAUGGAAAACUAUCCGCUUCACCAUCAGGUCUGGAUAAAGGGGAUGUCGCCUUCCUACGCAACAACAACCCCAAUGCCUGGAGACCGAACACCCCCAAUAGUCUAAGCUUACCCGAGUGUAAGAUGAAAGCUAUUAGUUUCUUGGCAAGUGGUGCCUUCACAGACGAGGAACGGCAUCUGCCGGCAAUCUACGCAGCAGGGUCUACAGACACGCGCAUUACGACGAUAGCUGAUGAUGUCUUGAAGCGAUCCAGCGUCGAUCUUGAGAAUAGGGAAGUCAUCAAGUCCCUGUACCAAGCUCAAGACACCCUCCCAGCUGCACACAGAAUGCAAGUACUCCGUAUACUUACCAAGUCUGUAGCUGCAUGUGCUUUCAAGAAGCAGGUUGUCGACGCCGUGAAGCACGAUUUCGAUCUGACACUGGGAGAGGAUUCCCCUGUCGUUGGUCUCGAGGCUCUGCGACUACACAAGGCCUUGCUAGCUUUCCUUACUUGGAUCGCUCGAAACAGCACGAACUCCAGUACCAAGGAUCAUGAAAUGGGCCCGAACCUUGUGCUCAUCUUGAAAGACUACAUUCUGAAGCAAGGGUGGCCAGCGCCCAAUACCCGAGCAAACCAGUCGCAGUACCAGGAUGAGCAGCGAUUACGCGCAAACGCGUACGAGACAAUUGGCACUCUGGCGAGGGGUAGCAAUUUCGAACACAAAGCCAAGGAUUCCUUGCUGAAAUGGCUAUUCGAUUCCCUUGUGUCCGACCCCAGUCAGGACAUCGUGGUUUAUGUCGAGAGCGCCUUAUCGAGCAUGAUGGGUCUUUUCAAAUCCACGGAUGCCACACCAAAUCGCGACCUAGAAAUCUUACUCCUGGAGUACAUGACUUUGCCCGAACGACAGGGCAUCCGGACUGCGCGUCACGUGGCUGCGCGCUUUGCGAACAACUGCCUUCCCUACAAGAAUGUCAAAGCACGCUGGAUUGACAUUAUCGCAUUUAACGGUGGUGUCUCAUAUCGUCGGGAUGUCUUGGAAGAGGGGCAACGAGGACUGGAUCCUUGGUGGGCCACCAAGUUGCACCCCGACGACACUCUGGUGCUACCGGACUGGGCGGAAAUGACGGAGAUGUUUUUUGAUGCGACACCUCGGGAGCUUGGCGAUGAUGAUAUGGCCGUUGAUCAAACAUCGACCUAUACGCUGUUCCCUAACGAGCGUCUUCAGGCUUUCCCAUUGGCAAUUCGCUAUGUCAAGCAGAUACUAUUCCUCACCGUUUUGGGUGAGAGCAAGGUUGAGAUAGACUGGGAAGCACAACUCGAAACUAGGCUGCAGAACGACCUUACUACUCGCAGCCGUUUCAGAGACUACUUCACGACGCUACAUCACAGAUCCCUCCUCAAGCUUCUCAAUGCAGCAUUUGAUGGACUUCGAGACCACCCUGACAUCGGCUCUGAAGAAAGUGUCAGCUGCUUGGCCGAGAUACUAUCGUUUUCACCAGCAGAGGCUAUAAUUAAGCCCAUAUCCGGAAGAACACGCGAGCUGUUGCCAGUGAUCAAGUCGAAUAAUCAGAAAGUGCGGCAAUUGGCUUCCAAAGCCUUCGGGAUUAUUGCGCCUUGGAGUAGUCAAGCGCCCGCCUAUACCGCUCAACUACGGCAAUUCCUCGAGUCUUGUCCGGAUCCGUUGGCUUCCCAGUCUGCGGAAUACCAAGGCUCACUCCUUUGCCUGGGAAGCUAUAUUUCUCGGGCUUCGUACUACGGCAAGGUCACACCCCAAGACACGUCCGACCAUGUCCAAUUUCUUUAUAAGCGCUUCACCUCCGCGUUGCAAAAGACAGAUUCGGGCGUCACAACUGCCGCUCUAGAUUCCAUGGCUCAGUUGUGGACUGCUGAUCUCGGUUUUCCGCAACAAGACGAGGAGCUGGAGAAGACCGUCGAUUCACUUGCCAAGCUCGCUGCUACAGGUAACGAGAAGGCGAUUACUGCCCUUGGAAGACUGGCAGUUCCCUCCGCGGCGGACGCGUCAGGGGACGAAACAAGCCCCGUGGCAAAGAUCAUGAACAAGUUGUUUAGUCUUUUCGAGAUCAAGAGAACUGAAGUUCAUUUUGCUACUGGUGAAGCGAUCGCGGCUGCCAUAGCUCGAUGGGACUCCUCGGCUGUCCAGCUUGGUAUUGAUGUUGAACUGGUCGGACCAGCUGAAAGUCUUGGCAAAAGAGCCCUCCGGGUCAACGCGACUCUAGACAAACUCAUCAACGACUGCAAGACCACGAAGCCAUCGCUAUUGAAAGCAUCAGGGAUUUGGCUUUUCUGCGUCAUUCAGUUUUGCUCAGAUCUGCCUGAUGUCCAAUCACGCCUUCGCGAGUGUCAAGUUGCCUUCAUGCGACUGCUGACUGCUCGCGAUGAGCUGGUCCAAGAAACUGCAUCUCGGGGUCUUUCUUUGGUUUACGAGAAAGGCGACGAGUCUCUGAAGGGCGAUCUCGUCAAAGACCUUGUUGCGAGCUUCACAGGCAAUAAGACCCAGCUGAAGGUCGAUGAUGAAACGGAGCUUUUUGACGCGGGAGCUCUACCGACCGGGGAGGGCAAAUCCGUAACCUCGUACAAGGAUAUCAUCAAUCUGGCCAACGAGGUGGGCGAUCAAAGCCUCAUCUACAAGUUCAUGGCCCUUGCGACCAAUGCUGCUACCUGGACUGCUCGAUCUGCGUUCGGUCGGUUUGGGUUGAGUAAUAUCCUCUCGGACGCAGAACUCGACCCCAAUAUCUACCCAAAGCUUUACCGUUAUCGCUUCGAUCCCAACUCGAAUGUCAGAAGAUCGAUGGAUGAUAUCUGGAAGGCUGUUGUAAAGGACCAGACGGCUGUGAUGGACAAGCAUUUCGAUGACAUCAUGAAUGACUUGCUGAAGAGCAUUCUGGAUGGCAAGGAAUGGCGUGUCAGAGAGGCGAGUUGUGCCGCCAUUGCGGAACUCACCUAUGGCCAGCCUUUUCCAAAGUACGAGAAGUACUACACUGAUAUCUGGCGGGUUACGCUGAGAGUACUGGAUGACCAGAAGAGCUCCGUCAGAUCCGCUGCAUUGAAGUUGUGCAUGGCUCUGUCGAAGACGUUGGUGACCCAGCUUCAAGAGAAUAACUCCUCUGGCUCAGCUAGAGCGAUGAUUACUCAAGUUCUCCCCUUUCUGUUAUCCGACAAGGGCAUCGAGAACUCAGUGGAUGAGGUCAAGUACAUGUCGAUCAAAACAAUUCUCGACGCUGUCAAGAAUGGUGGCGACGCGCUGAAGCCUUUCAGCCCUACGAUCAUAAUCCAUUUUCUUGGACUGCUUUCCACCAUCGAGCCCGAGCAAAUCAACUAUCACUAUCAACGAGUGAGCGAAGAUGACCGCGAAGAGUUCGACAGGGCGCGCAGUAACGCCGCCACGCGAUCACCAAUGUUCGAAUGCAUUGUCAACUGUCUUCGCUUCACGGAUGAGGAAGUUAUGAAGGACCUGGCUCCGCAACUUGUCGCAACUACGAAGUCAGCACUUGGUUUGCAGACCAAGAUCGGCUGCAGUGAGGUUUUUAGCACCUUAGCCCUUCGACAUAGCAUUCUUCUACCCCCGUACAACGCCAUGUUCAUGAAGAGCAUGGAGACGCAUGUCCUCGAUCGAAACCAUGAGGCGAACAAGGCUUACGCAAAAAGUGCUGCGUACCUACUAAGAUCCGCCUCUCCCGAGACGCGCGAUCGCUUCACUUUACGUCUUACUAACCUAUACUUUGCUGCCGAAGAUGAUGCGCGACGGCAGAAGAUCGCAGACGCUGUUCUUGCCAUAGCCAAAGUAUCUCCUGAUGCAUUCGGAGACCUCGAGUCUCGCCUCCUUCCAUUUGCUUACCUGGCCAAACAUGACACCGACGAUUAUGUGUCCGAGGAGUUUGAAGAGGUCUGGAAGCAACAUGCCGGAGGAAGCCACACCGUCAAGCGAUUUGUCGACGAGAUCCUAGAUUUCGUAGCGAAAGGCCUGGACACCUCAAAGUGGGCACUGCAACACGGUGCAGCUCUGACGAUCGCUUCUAUGAUCACUGCUCUCAGCAGUGCCGUAGGGAAGGAUGGCCAGUUCAGUGAUCCUCAUCUGCAGAAAAUCUGGCCAAUGUUGGACAAGGCCCUCUCGCUCAAGACGUUCAAGGGCAAAGAAAAGCUCGUGACUGCUUACCCUCUCUUCGUCCGUCACGGCAAGAAUUUCUGGACCACGGACUCGACACGGGCAGCGCAUACCAAGAAGAUUGCCAUCCGAGAAGCAAAGCGGAAUAACGAUGAAUACCGACCCCAUGCUUUCGAAGCCCUCGCCGUGUACUCGACCGCUCGGGAUGACCUCGACAUGUACGCUGAGGUCGUCGGCUUAGUAUCGGAAUACUUGACUCCUGAAAGUGAGGCACACAAGCUCACCGAACUGGAGCGGAGAACCACGGAGGCGGCACUGAAGGCUGACUUGACUGCGUACAACCGCCAAAAGAUGCAAUCGAAGCCAUCCGCCGUGCUCGGCGAGAUCGCCACCACCCUCGAGGGUGCGAAACAGGCCAUAUCCAUCGCCAAGGACGCAUUCUUCACGGGCGCUACCGAGCUGAUGAAACAGGCCGCAUCGUCGGAUUCCCUCCCCAGCGAUGAUUCUGGCCCGCUCGCCACGCUGUGGUUCGGUCUGCUCGUUGCUGACGACGCUGGCGUUGCGCUGGAGAGCCAGCGAAUGGCCAGAGCUAAGGCGCUCGCUGCGUUCGCAAAGACAUUCAAGAAGGGUGUUUUUGGCCCCACGGGCGAGCAGGGGGUACUGCCGGGGGAUAUGCAGCAGAAGCUGAGGGCGAUGAAGGAGGCGGAGAGGUCGAUAGACGUGCAGAAACUCCUGGACCAGGUGGUCCGGGAGGUUACUGUCUAG
This is a messenger RNA of Anthostomella pinea, 5454 nucleotides long. The record is from the annotation of a GenBank genome assembly. NCBI's taxonomy places the organism in Eukaryota, Fungi, Ascomycota, Sordariomycetes, Xylariales, Xylariaceae.